CCUAGCCUCUCUCCCAGGGGGCCCGGGCGCCUGGCCCUGCCCACCCUGGGGAAACUGAGGCACGAGGGAGAGGGCAGGGCCAGGCGCCCGGGCCCCCCAGGAGAGAGGGGGGGCCCCUAAGGGUCCUGGCUCCCUGCCUCCCCCCAACCACUGCCUUCCCUGAGCCUUCGGGUGUGGGGGGGGUCGAUGGUGGCUCAAUGGGUGGGGAAACUGAGGCAUGGAGCAGAGCUCCCCCCAGCUCGGGCUGACAGCAGGGGGGCAGAGCCCGCAACCCCCCCACUCCGGAUGCCUGAGUCGCCCCCCCUUCCCGUGGCCAUGCCCCCGUGCCUCAGUUUACACGCACACACCUGGGCUGGGGGGAGGCUCCUGCCUUGACUCCCCCCCCCCCCCCGCCCAUCUGUUCCCUGCCGGCGCCAGGGAGGCGAGCGGGGCGAGGGGAUUUAGGAGCGGGGGGCACACAUAUUUUAACCCCCCCGGCGAUGACAUCACUUCCUCCCUCCCCCCGCCUCCCCCCGUGCCUAGAAAAGCCGCUGCCACCGGGCUCGGGCAGCUCCGGAUCCGGCCAGGAUCGGGGCCGAGCGGAGCCCCCGGUCCCCGCACCAUGGCCCGCCUGGGGGGCCCGAUCCUGCUGCUGCUUUGCUGCCCGGCGCUCUCCCUGCCCUUGUCGUCCCAGGUCUCGGAGGAAGAUGAGAAGGUCACCAGGUGCAUCUCGGAGGUGCUGGCGCAGACCCUGGCCCGGCCGAGCCCCCCCGCCGGCCCCGAGUGCGGCAGGAUCCUCCGGGCAGACCAGCGUGUCCUGGCCCUGCUGCACCACGAGCACCUGCUGCGGGAGCUAGAGGAGCUGGUGCGGGAAGAGGGCACCAAGAAACAUCCGAGUGAGGCCAGGAAGCGGGGCCACCCAGGAGAGCGCUACGAGGAAGAGGAGACGAAGGAGCUGCGGGAGGAAGUCAAGGAGGCCACGGUGUCGCAGGCCACGGAGGAGCGGGGUGACAAGAAGCGGAGCCCCCCGGAGUCCCGGGCCGCCCGGAGGCACUGGGGGGCCCCUGGCUCUGAGGAGCGGGGCCGGCCCCACGGGGAGCCCGGCUGGGCCAUGGAGGAGGAUGACGACGAAGAGGAAGGCAAGAGGUCGGGGCCCGGGAAGCGCGUGGCCGAACAAGCCAGCGACGAGGACACGGCCCAGUUCGAGGCGGAGGAGAAGGGCGUGAAGAUCUCCGGCUCCCAGAGCCACGGCCAUGGGGGCCACGGCCAGGAGGAGGAAGAAGAGGAGGAGGAGGAGGAAGAGGAAGGACGAGAGUCCCGGGAGCUGGCCAAGCUGGAGGACAUCGAGCUCCAGCUGAAGAAGGCGGCUGAGAAGCUGCAGGAGCUGCGGCGGGGCUGAGACCCCCUGCCCCCUUCUGGGGGGGCGGAAAAGGAGGCAGGGGCCCUUUAAGAAGCCCCCCCCCCAACCCUCCCAGCCUGGACUGUUAGCAAGGCCUCAGGGCCCCCCCGCCAUAAGCCACGGAAACCCCCACCCCCUCUCCACCCCCUCUGCCACAGGGGCAGUUUUGGGGUCUCUGCCCCACUCGGGGGGGGGGGAGGAUGUUAGAGUAGCCUCAAGGCUGCCCCCUUCCCCCCCAGCAUGAGGGGCUGUGGGGGGGUCUUGCUCCUCCUGACCCCUACCCCCAUGCCUCCGGGGGGGGGGGGGGGGUCCUUGGGGUCAUUUAACCCUUGCAUCGCUGGCUCCAGGGAAUAAAGAGCAGUCGGAAAAUA
Messenger RNA from Alligator mississippiensis (American alligator), 1749 nucleotides. It is a transcript of the gene CCER2, whose product is annotated as coiled-coil glutamate rich protein 2. The transcript is spliced from 6 exons. Bases 218 to 1378 code for a protein of 386 amino acids. Gene Ontology annotation, cellular component: secretory granule. The record is from RefSeq and is a predicted model, not a curated record. NCBI's taxonomy places the organism in Eukaryota, Metazoa, Chordata, Crocodylia, Alligatoridae.